Messenger RNA from Colletotrichum truncatum, 1065 nucleotides. RefSeq names its product YjeF domain containing protein. Gene Ontology annotation, biological process: metabolite repair. Lineage: Eukaryota; Fungi; Ascomycota; Sordariomycetes; Glomerellales; Glomerellaceae. The record is from RefSeq and is a predicted model, not a curated record. Gene Ontology annotation, molecular function: ATP-dependent NAD(P)H-hydrate dehydratase activity.
AUGCCAUCUGAAACCACUCCUCCCACCAUGUCUUCAGCAACAAAAGAGAUCCUCAGCCGCGUCCAGCGGAUGAUUCCGCCCAUGUUGGAGAAGUUCCACAAGGGGCAGCUGGGUCGUGUCGGCGUCCUCGGCGGUAGUGUAGACUACACCGGAGCACCAUAUUUCUCAGCCAUGGCUAGCGCCAGGCUGGGCUGCGAUAUGUCUCAUGUCAUCUGCACCCCCGGUGCUGCGGCCACCAUCAAAACUUACUCCCCAAACCUCAUGGUUCACCCCCUCAUGCGGCAGUCCCCUUCCGAUGAGGCCCCCAGCGGUAGCAAGGACGCCCAUACCGAUGCGGAUCAAAUCUCUAAGCCAAUUGUUGAGAUGCUCUCACGCCUGCAUGUGCUCGUCAUCGGACCCGGGCUUGGUCGGGACCCGCUGAUGCAGGAUACGGUUGCCCUCGUUAUUCGCGCUGCGAGAGAACGGUCGAUCCCGCUGGUUCUUGACGCCGACGCCUUGCAACUCGUGCAGAAGAAGCCUGAGCUGGUGAAAGGUUACACGCUUGCUGUUUUGACACCCAAUGUCGUUGAGUUCUCGAGACUUUGCGAUGCUUUAGGGAUUGAUGAGACUAAGGCGAAGGAGAAGGCCGAAGGGGGCGGGGAUGAGAAGGAGACUGCCAAGGUUGAGGCGCUGGCGAAGGCCUUGGACGGUGUGACAGUUGUACAGAAGGGCGGAAAGGACUUUAUUACAAACGGCGAGGAUACUCUAAUCGUUGAUUUGGAAGGUGGGUUGAAGCGAAGCGGAGGCCAAGGAGAUACACUUACGGGUUCCAUCGCAACUUUCUUGGGAUGGAGAAAGGCGUAUUUGGAUGGUUUGUGGGAUACGGGAGAUCAGUCGCUCGCAGAAGAAGAGCUUGUCAGGCUUGCUGCUUUCGGAGGCAGCGCAAUUACGAGGGAGUGUUCUAGACGUGCGUUCUUGAAGAAGGGACGUAGCUUGCAGGCGAGCGAUCUCACAGAUGAAGUUCAUGGCUCAUUCAUGGCUCUAUUUGGGGAGGUCGAUGGUAACGCCGGAGCUACCAAGCUAUGA